CUCUACCCCACAUCGCAAUCACGACCACUGCCACGCACAGCAGCGCAUAGCCAUGUCACGCUGAAAAUAAUCUCCUGCUCUCUUGCGCCGUCUUGUGCUUGGUACCGUGGUUGGAAAUAUGAUAUAGGUUUUCGUGGCCCGCUCGAAGCCUUAUGAAGCGCAGCAUCUUUGCCGGAAGCACAAAUUGGCUGGCUUAUCAGCAUCAGCCUGUUCAAGUUUCAAUACAUUGAGCAGACUUCGUAUCAAUCUUGGACGGGAACCCUCAAUAUAGCAUCGCAUUCCUCCAUCCUGCCUGUAACCCUCCCGCUGAGUCCCCGUCUCCCUUUCUCUCUUACCCCUCAAGCGAUGGAUGCUCGGUCGACCUUCAAGCGCGCAUGGGAUAGCUACCUAUCGAGCCUGCCGGAGAAGAAACGCAAACGAAAGUUCGUCCACGACUGCUGCCUUGGUGAAAACCCAGCCACUGCGGAAACCGUGAACCAAGCGAUCAUGGCUCUCGAGCAAAAGAGCGCCGAUGGGCGAGGUAGAAGGGUGGCUAAGAAGAUCCUGGGUCCCGUCGUGGCGGUUCUCCAAGACUACUCCGAUAUCAUUUGCAACAUGGCGUCCGCGGACCCUAUGCCCACUGCGCUGAUCUGGGGUGCUUUGAAAAUCGCCAUCGAUGGCAUCCAUCGUUACUUCAAUCUGUUCGAGACCAUCAAGAAAGAGUUGCUGGUGCUGUCUGAACAGAUUCGGCGGAUCACUUUCUAUGAUGAGCUGUAUGAUCAUUCUGACUUGCUUCAAGAGAUCUUCUUCAGAUCCUACCUGAAUAUGAUCCGAUUCUGGUCCCGUGUUGAUAAAGAGUGCGAAAGUUCUUGCAAGUGGUAUGGGAGCCGUCUCCUCAAGGCUGCCACUUCCUUCAGCACUAUCAAGCUGAACAGCAUCAUCGACGACAUCAAGGACGACGCCGAUCAGAUCGAGAAAGUGGCCGACAUCCUCGAAAGAACGCAAGGCAAAGCAGAAAGACAGGCCGCAGAGCUCGAGCGUUACCAACAAACUCGGGAGAGGCUCGAAUCCAAACAGGAGCGAGAGGCGCAAUCCACGUGGCGGGAACAGAACGAAGUGGACCGACAAGGAGAACGAUAUCAUAAGAUAUCUCAAUGGCUAUCCGUACGUUCUGGAGACGAGAACAAUUCGACCCGCCUCCGCAAUCUAUCCAGCCUGCACCUUCGGGGCACUUGUGAAUGGAUCUUCGAGGAUGAGACUUAUCGGAAAUGGGAUGCCGGGGAUAUCAAGCCCUCUGUGCUGUGGGUCCACGCUCCACCUGCAUCCGGCAAGUCCACCCUCUCGUCCUGCGUGAUUCGUGCCAUAAGUGGCGCGGCAGCCCCCAUUGCCUAUCACUUCUAUCGAUUCGACCAGGCAAUGUCGGCCUCAGAAACGUUACGACUGCUAGCUAGUCAACUCUUCGAUGCGUAUUGGCAACUCAAUCAGGUCGUUUCCGAAGAAAUCUAUCUCCGCACUCAUCAUAGUGUCUGUUCUCUCGAUACCGUUCAGCAACUCAUCACCGAACUAGUCAAAGCGCUGCCGACUUGUUACUUAGUUCUGGACGGCAUGGACGAAGAGUGCUCUGAUUUCAUGCGGUGGGCCGAAGCUGCCACCACUGUCGAAUUCCUGGCACAACUGGCGAAUCAAUAUCCCCGAGUGCGGCUAUGGUGCAGCAGCCAAUAUCGCUCCAUUCUCAACGAGCAGCUCAAGGCAUAUACUGUGCUUGAUAUCAAGGACGGCGUGACACGAGACGUGUCUUUAUUUCUGUCUCGAGACAAUCCCGAACUCAUGGAUCUCGAAGUCUCGGACUCCGACAAGGACGACGUGCUCAACAGUCUCAAAGCGCGCGCCGAGAGCAACUUUCUGUGGGCGAGCCUGAUGGUCAAGAGCUUGAAGGCAGGACAGGAGACUAGUAGCUUGAGCCACUUGAAACAAUUUGUCGCCGAUGGCCUCGCGGAUAACUUGGACGAGUACUAUCGAAAGAUCUUCAGUCGCUUCGAGAAACAGAACUGGUCUUUGGUCAGCAAAGUGUUUGCUUUGGUCGCCUUCGCGAGAAGACCGCUCCGGAUGCUCGAGCUUCGGGAGGCUGUAGGUCUACUCCAGAGCAAGAACCCCCUGGUACUUGAGCAAGAUAGCCUUCCAUUCACCAAGCACCUGCGCACUUUGCUUUCGCCGCUCAUAGAGAUGCAACCAGCCGGACACGAGGAUGAUCCUGACGACUACACUUGUCGUCUCUUCCAUUCCACACUGCGCGAUUUCUUGCUCCGGAAUCCGACGAUCCUGCAGCCUGUCGCAAACGACGCUAAGGAUUUGGUCAUCGACCAACGCGUUAUCGCAAGGACAUGCUUGAUGUAUCUCUUCCAAACUCGGUAUACUCAUUUGUUGAGAAAGACGGAUGGGCACUGGGUCGAUGCACAGGGCAUUCCUGCACACCAACACCAGUUUCAUCUCUACGCAGCCAAGUACUGGGACAAACACCUCUCGGAAUGCAACAAGACAGAGGACCUGUCCCAUCGCGUGAACAGGUUCAUCACUUCGCCCAACUUUCUCACCUGCAUCCAAGUGCAGAGCCUGUGGAUCGAUGCCCAGUUCGGUGUAUUCUCUUAUACGGCACAGAAAGAUGACAGAGUCUAUCUGCGCCGCAUGUUUCCACGUUGGUUUGUCAAUGACACUGCAGACGGCAAGAAGCUCUGGGAGGACCUCCGAGCGUUCGUGCAUGAGUGGAGGUAUUUCCUUUGCUCCUCACGACUGGAAGAUUCGCAAUCGGAUACACUGCCAUAUGCAGGGGAGCUCGACAGAUGCUGGUGGAAUGUCUUGGGGCCACAGAAUUUUCUGUCCCGAAAUGACUGCAGAUACGACACGUUUUCGUUCCAGUCGGACGACUCCCAGGGGCUCGCUUUCGGCAGUCACUUCUUCGAGGGGCUGAGCUCGGACGGAAACGAAUUGUGCACGCUCCGGCUGGUUUCUCGAAAACAGGCACAAUACAUCUACUAUUGCGAGCAGUGGACGUGCUCACUAGAGGGAACAACCAAAAUUCGCAGUCAAUACAUCUCAACUAACGAAAUUGACACGAAUUCGCGGCUCUACAGCACACGGGAUAGCAACAGUAGCAACGCGAGACCCGGCUCUGCGACUCUUGUAGCCUUCUCUCCAUCCAACGAGUUCCUUCGAAUCGGCUCUCAGAUCUUCAAGCGCGACGAGUUGGGAGACUACGCCCCGCUUGUGGGACUUUCGGCUCAGGCGCUCAAAUACCCAGAGGCUCCGGAGGAGAUGAUCGCGCGGGACAACAUCGUCGUCUUGGCUAGUAGGCGCGUGCCGGUGCAUGUGGAUCUUUACAGCACGGGUCUCUCAGAUGAGAAGGUCGAAACCUUGAAGCCCUUCCUCGACAACGCGGUGAAGGCGGAACGAGAGGAGGAUAGCGACUCUGACGGCGUCGAAUUCGAGUUUUCGAGUUCAGAAGAGGACGAGGACGAAGCGUAUGAGACGUGGUCAGAGGGCUCGACUGAAGAGUCUGAUCGCUUCGCUGACGAUAUCAUUUCGCCAUGGGCCGGCCCACCGAGUGACCUUGAUUCGGAUGAUGAUCAUUCAUCUGCCUCGUCCGACUCCGAGAGCGUUGAUGGCAGUGAGGAGGAGGAUGAGAGCAAGACUACGGAAAGCUCCGACGGAGAGAUCGAUCCGUCAUCAAUAGUCGGAUAUGGCUACCCACACAAUGACGACCGAGACGGCUGGCAGAGCGAAGAUUCAGACAGUGACGAUUCGGGCAGUAACGAUUCUGGGUAUGCGCGGUAUCCUCGACACCGCUUCGGUGCUCCCAAACCCCAUCCGGAUCUCAAAGCCACCCUCGACGUGUACGACUCUCGAUCUUCUACCCGAGUUUUCCACUUCUCUCGACCUAUUCCCUUUCUGUUGUAUGAUUCAGCGCCCGCCAUCCAUCCUUCGAAACCACUGGUUGUGUGGCCUCUCGGCGCCGGGGAUGUUCUAUUCGCCGAUUACGCCGCAAAUACCUUCUUCAUCCGCAAGCUGCGUCCAUCGACCUCCUUCACCCGGCAUGUAUUCAUGAAGGCACACUUUUCACCAUCGGGCGAACAUCUCCACUUCGCGUCGCUCGAAGGACAACGCAAACCCUCGGACUCACACGGAAAGAACAAGAACGAGACUGUGCCCGUGCGACUCGCGCUCCUGCUCUCGACAUAUCGUCUUUCAAAGAGGAAGACAACGACCAGUCCGCCGUCUCUCAUUCAUCGCGCUCGAGUCGAAUUGGGCUCCUGCCUCAGCAUCUCCGUGUCAUUUUUACUGUACACUCUCACCUGGACACCCACCGAGCUCUACUUCACGCAAAGCUCCAAUAAGCUGCGGGUCACGCGGCUCUCGCUGUUUCCGGUUGCAGAACACGUCGCAGCCCCAGUCAUCCGCAGGUGUCCGGUCCUGAUACCCCGAAAACCCAUUUUCCUGCCGGACAGCGCUCAGCGAAGGCGCGUGUCAUUCUUUCCCCCAUCCGACGGCUCCACGACGGCCAAGAUCAUUGUCGGGAGCGAUAGUCGAGGCAGGGCCGCCCAAAUUCUGCAACAACUGCGGCAUCCUACUGCACCCGACGACCAAAUCCCUGGGAAAGGUGACAAGAAAUCGUUGGUCUCACUACACUCCGUCAAGCAUCUGUUCAAGGGAAUCCAGCCGGUGGGCUGUCUGGUCGACGAGGAAGCAGAUCUAGGAGGAUGGAGAACAUGCCAUAACUGUUGCGACCUUCCGGACGACCUGGGGAUCGCGCAUCUAGACGACAGAUUGGAGCGUUUCGACCCGAAUGAUGAUUGCGACUUGGAGCCAUACAUCGAAUGAGCUACGGUUAUAACGACGCAAGUUGUCUUGUAGAACGGGAAAUGACUUUGUGAAUCAAUCAGUUUCGGCAGGUUCCCAAUCCUCGAUCCAGUCUUUGAUAGCGGCAAGACCAGCCUUCUGGACAGCGAGAACACUGGGGUUGGCAGCAGCCUCGGCGGUGGCUUCCAAGUACAAUCAGCACACGAUUCGUGGAGACAGAA
Messenger RNA from Mycena citricolor, 5051 nucleotides. The record is from the annotation of a GenBank genome assembly. Lineage: Eukaryota; Fungi; Basidiomycota; Agaricomycetes; Agaricales; Mycenaceae.